AUGGAUCAAUGUAAUUUCCCAGGAAAGAUCCCCACAAACCAUCAGAGAAACCAAAAGAGCUUUGAAAAUCAAUUCAAAAUCAUCAAACCUGGCGGUGGAUUGAACCCUCGGGCCAUUAAGGCGUGCAACCACUGCCGCAAAAAGAAGACUCGAUGCUUUGCCAUCGAUGAAGCAAAGAACAUUGCUGCUUGCUCAAGGUGUAAAGGCUUGGGACUACUUUGCAGUUUCGAGGAAGAUAUUGUCGAUGCUGGGAAAUUCCAAUCGGUAGCGGAUCUCCGAAGCUUUGAGGCGUCACGCGAAAACAACAACAACAAUAAUAAUAAUCAUCAUUAUCAUAAUAAUCAUCGUCCUGACAUCCUGGGUUAUCGACAGGAAAUGGAUAAAUUGAACCAGAUUCAUGAUGACAUAAAGAAAUUGGCCCGGUAUUUAACCACUAACAAUGAAUCGUUAUCUUCGAUAAUUCCAGCCCCUCAUUCAAGCACCACCACCAACUAUGACUUAACUACCAAUCAUCAUCAACGUCCAAUUAUCAAUAAUAAUCUUGGCCCAAGCAUCGCUUCAACUACCAUCCAGAACGAAUUCCCCGAGCAACCCAAAGUAAUCACCCCUUCAACCAUGAUUCCUCUGUCAUUUAUGACAUCGGCAUACAAUAUUCUAAAAGAAGCCCCACCAGCUUCGUUAUUACCAUUCCCAGUAACCCAUCUUCUUAGUCCCCCAGCCCCGGUGCUCGAGAAAGAUAUUGUCACCCUUCGAUUCAUUAGUAAAGCCGAAGCCUAUUCUCUAUUGAACAUUUUCAGAGAAAAAUACGGAAAAUGGAUUUCUCUCAAACCAGACAUCACCACCGAAGAGCUCCUCAAUGAAUAUCGUACAGAAUCCUCGUUAUUACUCGAUGUAUGCUGUUUAGUGGCGUUGCGCAGCUCCAGAAACCAAGCUCUUAAACGGAAAAUCACUCAGAUACUAAUCAAUCGGAUUUCCAAUAGCUUAGCCAAAGAAAUUCUUAAUAAUCCUAGCACAGACCUCAAGUACAUUUCCACAUUGACCCUUCUUUCAUUUUACGGGUACUCGUUAUCACAACCCGCUAAUUUCAAUAUUGACCCCUGGUUUUAUUCGGGAUUGGCAUUGAAACAUUUUAUCACCUCUAUCAAUUACAAUCCUUCAUUUAUCAAUGCCACGGUCUCGUUUCUUCCCGAUGCCGACUCGCAAUUCGAUUUGUUGACCUAUAUGCGGAUCUACGAUCAUUUAAUCGUCACCCAUUUGUUCAAUUGUGUGGUCAGUGGAAGGACUUGUUCAAUUGAUAGAAUACGGUUGAAUAAGAUUCGAUCGAAGCUUGAUAUUGUGUAUGCCGGGGUGUUUGAUGGAAAAAUGACGGCCGAAGUAUGCCUUAGUGAUAUCGUUUACGAUUUCUUUGUCAAUGAUAUGACCGGGGGUGACGCCCUUGGGAAAUUCUACGCCGUUGUUAAGAAACUCGAUGAUUGGUACAAUGAUUGGAAUUAUCUUAUCAAACAACCAAUCCCUCAAUUACUUGAAUUUUUCUUCAAUUUUUACUCGCUUUUAAUUCAUUACCAUAUAAAUUUCCAAUUAUAUUUCAACAAACUUAAUCAGAACUUACUCGGAAAUGUCAAUCCAGAAAGUGCCGACCAUCUAGAUGAUUUCCAAAGACUUUUCUCCACCGACCCCACGAAUUUCGAAACUUUCUCCAAUAUCGUUUGGCACAUUGGUGCUGACCACCUUGAAAAAAUGUGGUACAAUUGUUUGAUAAUCGUCAAUGAACUUCUUAGUUUCAUCAACAAACUGAACCUUGAUAUCAUGAUCGAUAACUCCGAGCAGUUCGAAUACUUCACCGACCAGAUCCAUUUUUCGCUUUUUUUCAGUAUUAUUGUGUUUCUCAGGCUUAUGAGUAAUUUCUUUAGGAAACCUCAAUCUGCUUCAACGAUGCCGUCUGUACUGGACACCGCCACCAACACAACUUCCCAGGGGUUAUUAUUAGGUUCAUACCUCGAAUAUUUCCACAGAAAUUUCCAACCUUUUGAUAUCACAGGGAGCCUUCAGCACCAUAAGCUAACCCCCCAGCAAUUAAAGGCACGAGCACCAUUGCAUCAAAUGGAUAAACUGUCGUUUUUAAUUUACAUGACGGAGAUCCUCAUAAUUGUGAAAAAAUAUCAAAAAGUCUCCCAAGAGGUUGGCAAUGUCAGCAAUGAUGGACGGGUGAAUGAAAUCGACACUAAUAAUGUAUUUUACCGGUAUUAUUAUACGUUAAGACAGAAUAUUGUGAAAACAUUCCCGGGGAUUAAGAUUGAUGAUGUUUUUGAUUAG
Messenger RNA from Saccharomycopsis crataegensis, 2313 nucleotides. RefSeq names its product Zn(II)2Cys6 transcription factor domain-containing protein. Gene Ontology annotation, biological process: regulation of DNA-templated transcription. Gene Ontology annotation, molecular function: transcription cis-regulatory region binding; zinc ion binding; DNA-binding transcription factor activity, RNA polymerase II-specific. The record is from RefSeq and is a predicted model, not a curated record. The transcript has a single exon. Gene Ontology annotation, cellular component: nucleus. NCBI's taxonomy places the organism in Eukaryota, Fungi, Ascomycota, Saccharomycetes, Ascoideales, Saccharomycopsidaceae. The coding region runs from base 1 to 2313 and encodes 770 amino acids.